UAUAACAUUCACAAUUUAUAUGUUCUUUAAUUUGAUAAAAUUUUUGUUGACAAUAUUAGAUUCGUCAGUAGGUCAGAACAUUGUUUUUACUACUAAUCUCAUAAUGUUUUUUUUGAAAACAUAACCAAACCGCAAAGAAAUUUAUUACAACUACAUUGUAUUUUUUCAUUUGAUGAUUUUAAUAUUAACAUUUUACAUUAUCGUCUGGUUUGACCAAAAUAUUCGAUAUUGUUGAUAGCCAUAGAUUUGUAUUUAUUCAUUUGAUAUUUGUCAUCAUUUUUUCCUUCAUCAUUGAAAGAUGUCCAGUGUUCAACCCAACGAAGUGAUAUUAUCGCGAUGGUAUUUCGGUGGUCUAGGAUCGGCCGGUGCAGCUUGUUGUACACAUCCAUUGGAUUUGAUCAAAGUUCAUUUUCAAACGACUGCAACAAAUCUGUCCGCUACAAGCAUAACGGCCCAAGGACGGCCAACUAUGUUUUCAACAGCGGUCAGAUUAGUGAAAAGUGAUGGUAUAUUGGCUUUAUAUAAUGGACUAACAGCAUCAUUACUUCGACAAUUAACCUAUUCGACCACACGUUUUGGUAUUUAUGAAGUGGCCAAACAGCAAAUUUCACCUGAUGGAUCAACGAUACCAUUUUACCAAAGGAUAAUUUUGGCUGGAAUUUCAGGUGCUGUGGGCGGUCUUGUCGGCACACCGGCCGAUAUGAUCAAUGUUCGGAUGCAAAACGAUAUGAAAUUGCUUGCCAAAGAUCGUCGAAAUUAUAAAAAUGCCAUCGAUGGUCUUAUCAAAGUUUAUCGAUUCGAAGGCGCCAAAUCAUUGUUCAAUGGAGCUUCAAUGGCCACUGCUCGAGCCAUUAUGAUGUCUAUCGGACAGCUUUCAAUGUAUGAUCAAUUCAAAUAUUUAUUGCUCGAAUAUUUACCCAUGAUUUUCGAGGAUAAUGUUACCACUCAUUUAACAGCAAGUACAUUGACUGGUGCGGUUGCUACAUCGUUAACGCAACCACUUGAUGUACUGAAGACUCGAAUGAUGAAUUCCGCUAAAAAUCAAUAUCGAAGUGUUGGCCAUUGUAUAACUGAACUGUAUAAAGAAUCUGGAAUUUUUGGAUUUUUCAAAGGUUAUGUUCCAGCAUUCAUACGACUAGCCCCGCAUACAAUUUUGACAUUCGUAUUUAUGGAACAAUUAAGACUGAACUUUGGUAUUCAUAAGCUUACCGAAGGAAAAUGAAUAACAUUAAUGUAGAUAGUUUUUUUAAUUAA
Dermatophagoides pteronyssinus (European house dust mite) is the source of this 1254-nucleotide messenger RNA. It is a transcript of the gene Dic1, whose product is annotated as Dicarboxylate carrier 1. The record is from RefSeq and is a predicted model, not a curated record. NCBI's taxonomy places the organism in Eukaryota, Metazoa, Arthropoda, Arachnida, Sarcoptiformes, Pyroglyphidae.